Messenger RNA from Dendroctonus ponderosae (mountain pine beetle), 1189 nucleotides. Its product is annotated as retinol dehydrogenase 13. The coding region runs from base 91 to 1164 and encodes 357 amino acids. The record is from RefSeq and is a predicted model, not a curated record. NCBI's taxonomy places the organism in Eukaryota, Metazoa, Arthropoda, Insecta, Coleoptera, Curculionidae. The transcript has 6 exons.
UCAUUUUCCGGUGGUCCUUAACAGCAACCAGUUCACUUUCAGGUGAUCAUCCGACAGUUUCUGUGACAUCCCCGACUGAAUAUUCGAAUCAUGUACGACAAUUUUUCAGGCGAUUUUGAGGCAUUUUCCAAUAGCUGGUGGCCGUAUUUUAUCGCGAUGUUCAUUGGCAUUAUUUCGGCAAUUCGAUUUUACGUUGGAGGUGCACAGUGCCCAAAGUCGCAUAGGAUGGAUGGAAAAAUUGUGAUUAUCACUGGAGGUGCUAGUGGUUUAGGCUUCGAGACUGCAAAGAAUCUUGCAGCCAGAGGAGCCCACGUAGUUCUGGCCGUUCGAAAUGAGGAACGAGGAAAACGGGCCCAGAAAGAACUUAAAAAAUUGUACACAAACGCCUCAAUUGAUGUUAAACUACUGGACAUUUCAAGCGUUGCCAGCGUUCGAAGUUUCGCCCACGACAUCCAAACUUCUUACCCGAAAGUGGAUGUUCUCAUUAAUAAUGCUGCCGUUAUUUACCAGCCGUUCAUUAAAACGCCUGAAGGAAACGAACUGACUUUGGCAACCAACUAUCUGGGACCGUUUCUCUUAACACAUCUUCUACUGCCGCUCCUGAAUAAGUCGCUCAAUGGUAGGAUUAUCAAUGUGUCGGCAAUGGCGCAUUACAGCGGCAAGCUGAGACUAGAUGACUUGAAUAUGGAAAAAGACUACAACGAAAAAGACGCAUUUUCACAAAGCAAACUAGCUUUGACUAUCUUCACCAAGUAUCUGGCCACUCUCCUCGACAAUACACGAAUUCACUGUAACUCUGUGAGCCCGGGGCUAGUGAGAGGAACAAAUCAUCUAGAAAAUUUACCUUUGCAACGGUCCUUAUGGACCAAAGUGUCCGUUUGGCCCUGGAUGUGGCUGUUCUUGAAAAACCCCAUACAAGGCUGCCAAAGCAUUGUCUAUCUAGCAGUUGAGCCCAAUUUGAGCAACAUUUCUGGAUACUAUUUCAGUGACUGUGAAAUUAAGGAACCGGCCGAUCCGGUCAAAGAUGCCACUCUUGCUCAAGCUUUAUACGACAGAACUUCCGAUAUGGUCAAUAUCGCUGGAAGGAGGAUUAUUGAAGAAUUGAAAGCCAAAGAAAGUCAACAUGCAGUGAAUGAGUCUGGUGAUAAUGAAGACAAUUUUUGAGUCUAAUAGAACAGCAUUUCGUACA